AUGUUGCAAUCGCCUGCGGCAAGAGCGGCCGUGGUGUUGGCCCUGUCCGUGCCAGUGGUUCUGGCAUUUUCGGUAGUAUCCCCAUCCUCGCCAUUGGUGGGGGUAUCUCCAACCACUACCACACCACAACAACAUGUGGUUCUGCCACAACGACAGCGAGAAUCUUUCACGGCGCUCUUUGCCAAGAAAAAGGCCAACGCCAAGGCGGCUGCCUUGGAGGCUUUGGAAGCCCUCGAGACCUUGGAAGAAGUUCCUUCCAACGGUGCUGCUGCUGCUGUAGAUCCCUUUGCCAUUUUGGAUGAGCCACUUAGCAAGAAGGAACAAAUGGAACUCAAGAAGAAACAGAAAAAGGCUCAAAAGAAACAACAAAACCAAGGAGCCGAUGAUACUACUGCUGCUCCAGCCAAGAAAAUGAGCAAAAAGGAAGAAAUGCUCGCCAAAGCUUUGGAAAUGGAAGAUGCAUUGGCUCCUGAAGCCACACCAGAGCCGGCCAAAACGCCCAGGAGCAAAAAGGAACAAAUGCUCCUGAAAGCACUGGAAAUGGAAGAAAUGGAUGAUGCUAAUGCUUCCGACGAUAAUGUGGAACCAGAUAAUGACCAACCCAAACUGAGCAAGAAGGAAUUAAAAGCACUCAAAAAGAAGGAAGAAAAAAUGGCUGCCAAGCAAGCUGCCAAGUUGGAAAAGAAAAAGAAACGACAGGAAGAAUUGGAAGCUGCUAACGGUGCUGCUGAUGCGGAUGUGAAUGGGGCGGCACCCACCAACGGAGAAGCCGCAACAGCACCUCCAGCUCCGACAAAGGAAGUGACAUUGGAAGACAAGAUUCGAAAGGACCGUCCUCCACCACGCAUCCGCGUCAUGGAGAGUGCUCAACCUGGCUACACCAGUUUGCGACUGGAAAAUGUUGGUAUCACCUUCCGCAAUCAAGAAGUCUUGAAGGAUGUGACGUGGGGUGUGCAAACGGGAGACAGGAUAGGGUUGGUCGGAAAGAAUGGAGCCGGUAAAACUACCCAACUACGAAUCAUGGCAGGAGAACUGGAACCCACCACGGGCGAUGUCGUCAAGUCCAAGAGUGAUCUACGAGUAGCCGUGCUGCGACAAGAGUUUGUGGAAGAAUUGGUGGGUACCCGAACUCUGAAGGAGGAACUGCAAUCCAUCUUUGUCGAAGAAAAUGGUAUCUUGAAAGAGCUUAAGGAUAUUGAGACGGAACUGGCCAACAUGGGAGAGGAUGGUGAUCAGAACAGAAUGCAGGAUAUCUUGGAUCGUAUGCAGGAACUUCAAAACAAGGCCGAAGAAAAGGAUGUGUAUGCGCUGGAGAGCCGUGUGACCAAAGUGAUGGACUUGAUGGGAUUCGUAGAAGAUGAAGCAGAGGACCUCGUUUCUAGUUUUUCGGGAGGUUGGAAAAUGCGUAUUGGUCUUGGAAAGGUUCUGCUGCAAGAUCCAAAUAUCUUGCUCUUGGAUGAGCCGACAAAUCACUUGGAUCUUGAGAGCGUCGAAUGGCUGGAAGCCUUCCUCCGUCAACAAAACAUCCCAAUGGUCAUCGUGAGCCACGAUCGUGAGUUCCUGGACCAAGUGUGUACCAAAAUUGUAGAUGCAGAGGGGGGUCUAUGCACAGAAUAUGAUGGAAAUUAUUCAAGAUUUUUGCAGCUGAAGAAAGCUAGAAUGGAUGCCUGGCAGGCCGCGUACAAUGCACAAGAAAAGAAGAUCAAGGAAGAGAGGCAAUGGAUCCAAAAGUUCAAGGUGAAGCAACCGCAAGCUGUGAAGCAGCGAAUUGCAAAAAUAGAAAAGCUCAUGAAGAGCGAUGAUUACGUCAAGAAACCACCAUUCGACGGCAAACCUUUCCGGUUUCGAUUCCCCGACGCUCCUCGUAUCAGUCCUGAGGUCGCCGAAGUGCGCAAGAUGUCACAUGCAUACGUCAACGAGAAUAGCCGAAAUAGGUUGUUCGAAGACGCCGAAUUGACACUUGAAAAGGGAGAUCGAAUUGCCGUUGUCGGCCCCAAUGGUUCUGGUAAGAGUACGUUGCUAAGACUGUUGAUCGGCCGUGAAACUCCCGAUGAUGGUACAGCAAGGAUCGUUGGGUCGAAUGUACUCCAGAGCUAUUUUGAACAGAAUCAGGCGGAUGUUUUGGAUUUGGAGAAGACAGUACUCGAGACUAUCCAGGGCGCCAGUUCUGGGCAAUCGUACAAUGAGCUCCGAGCUAUGUUGGGCCAGUUCCUUUUCAAGGGUGACUCUGCGGAAAAGAAAGUCAAGUUCCUCAGCGGUGGAGAGAAGGCAAGGCUCUCCUUGUGCUGCAUGUUGCUUGAGCCAGCAAAUUUCCUAAUCUUGGACGAACCUACAAAUCACUUGGAUAUCCCAGCAAAGGAGAUGUUGGAAGAAGCUUUGCAGCACUUCAUGGGAUCAGUUAUGAUCGUAUCGCAUGAUCGGUACUUCAUUUCAAAGGUUGCAACAAGUAUUGUCGCCAUCGAAGACAAAAAGCUUGUGAAGUAUUCCGGGGACUAUAAGUAUUACAUGGAACAGAGCAAGAGCAUAAAGGAGAAGGUGGAAGCGCGAUACGUCACGGGCGUUUCUCGCAUCGAAUCUGCUCCGGUUAUCGACCUGGAAGAAAUCAGCAAACCGAAAGGAAAGUUUGGCGGGGCCAAGACUGCUCACAUGGUCACAAGGAAGGACAAAGGUAUCAAGAAUGCCAAGCGUAUGCAAAACUAA
Seminavis robusta is the source of this 2700-nucleotide messenger RNA. The record is from the annotation of a GenBank genome assembly. Lineage: Eukaryota; Bacillariophyta; Bacillariophyceae; Naviculales; Naviculaceae.